Chelmon rostratus (copperband butterflyfish) is the source of this 382-nucleotide messenger RNA. Its product is annotated as protein S100-B-like. Lineage: Eukaryota; Metazoa; Chordata; Actinopteri; Chaetodontiformes; Chaetodontidae. Bases 1 to 303 code for a protein of 100 amino acids. Gene Ontology annotation, molecular function: calcium ion binding; transition metal ion binding; RAGE receptor binding. Gene Ontology annotation, biological process: positive regulation of cell population proliferation; positive regulation of canonical NF-kappaB signal transduction. Gene Ontology annotation, cellular component: cytoplasm; nucleus. The transcript has 2 exons. The record is from RefSeq and is a predicted model, not a curated record.
AUGCAGGCUUCAGAGGAGAAUAUGUCCGACCUAGAGAGUGGCAUGGUCACAAUUAUCCGAGUUUUCCACGAAUACUCCGGUCACAAGUGCAAGCUGAAGAAAGCAGAGCUUAAAGCGCUCAUCGACAAUGAGAUGAGUAAUUUCAUAAUGAAAAUCCAAGAGAACGAAACUCUGGAUGAGCUCUUUGCGGACCUUGACCAGAACGGAGACCUGGAGAUCGAUUUCAAAGAGUUCAUCGCCCUCAUCGCCAUGGUCACCUCAGCGUGCCAAGAACUCUUCUCCCCAAACUACCAUAAUAAUUAGUUAGCAUGUGUCUGCAUUACUCAUUAAAACUAUGAGCAUCACAGAGGUGUCACAGAGGGUCUGAAUUUUUUUAGGCGGA